Molecule: messenger RNA, 3663 nt
Organism: Cucurbita pepo subsp. pepo (vegetable marrow)
Lineage: Eukaryota; Viridiplantae; Streptophyta; Magnoliopsida; Cucurbitales; Cucurbitaceae
Product: coatomer subunit beta'-2
Biological process (GO): endoplasmic reticulum to Golgi vesicle-mediated transport; intracellular protein transport; intra-Golgi vesicle-mediated transport
Cellular component (GO): COPI vesicle coat
Molecular function (GO): protein binding; structural molecule activity
Source: RefSeq, a predicted model, not a curated record
GUUUUCAUAAUUUUGACGUUCCUCACAUUCCGACAUAUCGUCCGCUAGGCAGUGGCAGUUCUGUAAUUUUUUGUCAACUGCAAACCAUCGAUCUCCUUGGUUUUCAUAUUUCCGCCGAGGGAUCUCCAAAAUACUCGAGAUUCGAAUCCCAUCCCGUUUCAUUUCUCUCCAUCUUCGUGCACGAAUCGUCUGGAUCGUUACGGUUGCGAUAUUCGAAUCUCUUAGAGCUUCCAGUGAGCUGAAAAUGCCUCUCAGACUCGCAAUCAAGAGGAAACUUGCUCAAAGGUCGGAAAGAGUUAAAUCUGUAGACUUGCACCCUACAGAGCCAUGGAUACUGGCAAGUCUGUAUUCUGGAACCGUUUGUAUCUGGAACUACCAGUCUCAGAUUAUGGUUAAAUCUUUUGAGGUCACCGAGUUACCAGUCAGGUCGGCCAAAUUUAUAGCACGGAAGCAGUGGGUUGUUGCUGGAGCUGAUGACAUGCUUAUUCGUGUAUAUAACUAUAAUACCAUGGACAAGAUAAAAGUAUUUGAGGCACACACAGACUACAUUAGAUGUGUGGCUGUUCAUCCUACCCUUCCUUAUGUACUGUCUUCGUCUGAUGAUAUGCUAAUAAAGCUUUGGGAUUGGGAUAAGGGUUGGGUGUGUACUCAAAUUUUUGAGGGGCAUUCUCAUUAUGUGAUGCAAGUAACGUUUAAUCCCAAAGACACUAACACCUUUGCAAGUGCAUCCCUUGAUCGCACAAUAAAGAUUUGGAAUCUUGGAUCCCCUGAUCCCAACUUUACAUUAGAUGCCCAUCAGAAAGGAGUGAAUUGUGUCGAUUACUUCACAGGUGGUGACAAACCUUACCUCAUUACUGGUUCUGACGAUCACACUGCUAAGGUAUGGGACUACCAAACCAAGAGCUGUGUCCAGACACUUGAUGGUCACACACACAAUGUCUCUGCAGUCUGUUUUCAUCCGGACCUUCCAAUUAUAAUUACAGGUUCUGAAGAUGGAACGGUUCGCAUAUGGCAUUCCACAACUUAUAGGCUUGAAAAUACAUUAAAUUAUGGCCUUGAACGAGUUUGGGCAAUUGGGUACAUGAAGAGCUCACGCCGGGUUGUGAUUGGUUAUGAUGAAGGAACCAUUAUGAUAAAACUUGGCCGGGAAGAACCUAUUGCUAGUAUGGACAACAGUGGAAAGAUAGUAUGGGCUAAGCAUAACGAGAUUCAAACAGUAAACAUCAAGAGUGUGGGAGCAGACUUUGAGGUUACUGAUGGAGAGAGAUUGCCAUUAGCUGUUAAGGAGAUGGGAACUUGUGAUCUUUACCCACAGAGCUUGAAGCACAAUCCCAAUGGGAGGUUUGUUGUUGUCUGUGGAGAUGGUGAGUAUAUUAUAUAUACUGCUCUUGCAUGGAGAAACAGGUCAUUUGGUUCAGCUUUGGAGUUUGUUUGGUCUGCGGAUGGAGAAUAUGCUGUGAGAGAAAGUACAUCAAAGAUCAAAAUUUUCAGUAAAAAUUUUCAGGAAAAGAAGAGUAUCAGGCCCACCUUUUCAGCCGAGCACAUCUAUGGAGGAACUCUAUUAGCCAUGUGUUCCAAUGACUUUAUUUGCUUCUAUGAUUGGGCAGAGUGCAGAUUGAUUCGACGAAUUGAUGUAAAUGUGAAGAACGUGUAUUGGGCUGAUAGUGGUGAUUUGGUGGCAAUAGCCAGUGAUACGUCAUUUUAUAUCCUGAAGUACAAUCGUGAUGCUGUGUCUUCCUGCUUAGAUAGUGGAAGGCCUGUGGAUGAACAAGGGGUUGAAGAUGCAUUCGAGCUCCUGCAUGAAGUUAACGAACGUGUGAGGACUGGCCUUUGGGUUGGGGAUUGCUUCAUUUACAAUAACUCUUCUUGGAGAUUAAACUACUGUGUUGGUGGUGAGGUAACCACAAUGUUUCAUUUGGAUCGACCCAUGUAUUUGCUUGGAUAUCUUGCCAGCCAAAGUCGGGUCUAUUUGAUAGACAAAGAGUUCAAUGUUGUUGGAUACACAUUGCUUCUUAGCUUGAUUGAGUACAAGACCCUUGUAAUGCGCGGGGACUAUGAAAGAGCCAAUGAAGUCUUACCUUCAAUUCCUAAGGAGCACCGUAACAGUGUGGCUCGUUUCUUGGAAUCACGAGGUAUGAUAGAGGAAGCUCUGGAAGUAGCUACUGAUCUGGAUUAUAGAUUUGAUCUUGCGAUACAGCUUGGUAGAUUAGAGAUUGCAAAGGAAAUUGCGGUAGAAGUACAAAGUGAGCCCAAGUGGAAGCAGCUUGGUGAAUUGGCUAUGUCUAUCGGAAAGUUAGACAUGGCCGAGGAAUGCUUGAAGUAUGCUGUGGAUUUUAGUGGCUUGUUAUUGCUGUAUUCUUCCCUAGGAGAUGCUCAAGGGAUAACACAACUUGCAACCCUUGCCAAGGAGCAAGGAAAGAACAACGUUGCUUUCCUUUGUUUAUUUAUGUUGGGUAGAUUGGAAGACUGUCUUCAGUUGUUGGUAGAAAGUAAUCGGAUUCCUGAAGCUGCUUUGAUGGCUCGAUCUUAUCUUCCAAGCAAGGUAUCAGAGAUAGUCGCAAUUUGGAGGAAGGACCUGAAUAAGGUUAACCCAAAGGCUGCGGAGUCAUUGGCUGAUCCUGAGGAGUAUCCCAAUUUGUUUGAUGAUUGGCAAGUUGCACUAUCUGUUGAAUCUAGAGCUACACAGGACAGGGGAGUUUUUACUUCGGCAGAGGAGUAUGCUACUCUUGCUGAUAAGCCAUACAAUACACUCGUGGAGGCAUUUAGGAGCAUGCAAAUUGAAGGACAUCUUGAAAAUGGAGACAUCGAUCAUGAGGAUACUGAACAGAAUGGAGAUGAGCAAGAGGAGCACAUUGCAGAACACAGUGGAGAUGAGCAAGACAAGCACGUUGCAGAACACAGUGGAGAUGGGCAAGACAAGCACAUUGCAGAACACAAUGGAGAUGAGAGCCAAGAGGAGGGUGAGGGUAUUGUGGUUGAUGCUGAUUCUACCGAUGGUGCAGUUCUCGUUAAUGGUAGUGAGGGUGAUGAAGAGUGGGGUACAAAUACCCCGUCAGCCUAAAAGCAAUUGGUUUGGCGAGUGCAAAAUCCAAUUUUGUCUCUGUGAUUACUGCAUAACUAGGUCGUGCAAGAUGAUUGGUUCCUGGUUGCUGCUUGGAAGUACCCAACUUGAGGUGAGGGAAUAGAAAUACUUGGCAUGAGAGGAGGGGGAGCUUUGGGGCCAUGAUAAACGGCAUAUGGAGGACACAAGUUUGUUUUACCGUGUUGGGAAAUAGCGACGCAAAAGGCCUUGACAUUCUUUGCAAACUACUACUUCAUAUAUUAUUGUGAUUUAGAUGCGCCCUUAAAUGUUGUUUAAUGACAUUAGUUUACAUUCAUUAUCAUCCUCGGGCCUUGUUCUUUAGGGAUUGUCUUGAGCAUCAUCGGCACUGAAGAAGCUUUCUUUCUUUUCUCUGUGAAGUUUUGUAAGCAUUUUGCUCCGGAGACUGCCCAAAUGAGAAUUUUACUGAUGCAAUUUUCUCGACCCAGGAAAGAGCAACUCUAGAUUUUAUUGUUUUCCUGUCGGGUUUGUUCAUUUGGCUCCAUAAUGUGUAAUUUUAAGGAUUAGCUUUGUGGUCUUUUUUGUGCUUCUUGAUUUACCUUGAGAUUUGGUUACGUUCAGUA